AUGGAGACCACAUUUACUUGGAAAUUGAUAUUCUGUCUUUGCUUGGUCCGUGAAGUUACAGCUGGGGCUAUUUCCUAUAAGGAAUCAAAGGAAGGAUUCCCAGAGAAUCUUCAUCAUAAAAUGACUAAGAGAGAACUGGAGAUCUUUUUUGGAACUGAUGACCUAUCACAAGUACCUGAGUACGACAUUAGCGAACCGUUUGAAGAGAAAACCGAUGAUCACCGUCAAAAGAGAAGUGCUGAAGAUGAUAAAAAGUACUUCAAGAUAAAGGCUUUUGGCGAAGAACUGCCUUUACAACUCAUAUUAAAUCAGAAGCUUAUGUCACCCGAUUUUAAAGUGGAAAUCAAACGAAGAGAUGGGAGAACAGAGUAUCAACCGGCUCCGAAAAAUACUUUUUAUCUUGGAAAGGUCAUGUCAGAGUCCGAGUCAAUGGUGGCCGUUAGUCACUCCCAGGGAAUGCAUGGACUGAUCCAGCGAUCCGGUGAAUCUUUAUACAUUCAACCGCUGCCAACUCAUCUCUCGAAGCACGUCGAGUAUAAAGAGAUAAGUCAACCUCACCUCAUUGUCAAAAGCUCAAUCAGAGAAAAUUUAGUUUUCAGCAAGCGAGCUAAGGCAACUUCAUCGAAAAGAAUUUUGCGCUCCAUUAAAUCGUCAAACAAAUACUUGGAAGCUGCUUUGGUUACAGAUGAAAUCACUGCUGAGAAAUAUGGCGAGUCCAAAAUUGCAUCAAUUCUGCUCAUCAUUGGGAACAUUGUCGCAGGCAUGUUCCAAGAUCCCAGUAUUGGAAAAGUCAAAGUUACCUAUGUCAUCAAGCGUGUCACAGUUCUAAAUGCUGCAGAGCUUGGUUUGCAAUCAUUGAGUAAUAAUGGCAAAGUAAUAAGACUCGAGAAAUGGAACAAAGACAUCGCUUAUUCGGACAAAGUCGAUGUCACUUCAUACAUAUCUAGAUUGGUUGGAUCUGGCGGUACCGCACCUUUCAAAUCAAUGUGCAAAAACGAAAUUGGGACAGUGAACGUAAACAAUGAUUUAGGACUGCAAUCUGCUGGAAUCAUUGCUCAUGAAACUGGCCACAACUUUGGCCUGGGUCACGACGGUAGUGAAAAUCAAUGUGAGGGAGGUACGUACAUAAUGGCUGCAGUCCUCCCCAAUGGAGUUAAUGCCAUGAGAUGGUCGACCUGUAGUGCAGACGAAAUGCAAACAUUCCUCAGAAGUAGCGAGUCCUCGUGUCUGGAUGAUGUGCCGACCGAAGUUCUUUCCACUCCCUCUCCUGAUGUAGCCGACUUAUCAGUCCUCCUCCCUGGUGAAAUUAUGGAUGGAGACACGCAGUGCAAAAGUCACUACGGGGAAGCGUACAGGCGAUGCAGCCAACUAAGGAAAAACUGCACUUUAUACUGCACUUCAGAUGGCUAUUCAUGUAUAUCUCAAAGGGUUCCGGCUGCAGAUGGUACGAGUUGCGGAUCACGAGACUGGUGCAUUAAGGGAGAGUGCGUCGAUAAUGGACGUGCGCACGUUGAUGGGGGGUGGAGUAAUUGGUCAACUUACACCCAAUGUACUCGGUCCUGUGGGGGAGGGGUACAGCACAGGACAAGGACAUGCAAUAACCCUACACCAAAGUACGGAGGGAAGAACUGUGACGGAUCAACCAUUGGUCAAUGGCGAACCUGCAACUUUAGGCCAUGUGCCAACGAAACGAUUUCAUACAGAGAGAUGCAAUGCAAGGUGUACAACCAAGAUUUUGUGCCAUACUACCUUGGGUCAGAUCUCUGUGGACUCUAUUGCCGGAUUGGGAGCAGAGUCUCAAGACAUGGAAAAGUCAAAGAUGGAACUCGUGCAACAAAAGAUGAAAUCGUAUUUGACGUCUGCAUCAAAGGGACACGUGAGCCUGUAGGUUGCGAUCAUUUGAUGUAUUCAAGGAAAAAAUUUGACCGAUGUGGAAAGUGUGGAGGGAAGGCAGAUUCCUGCAAAGAUGAAAUGGGUAGUUUUACAGAAAAGAUAAAACACGUUAAUGAGUCGGCCGUAAUUAAGAAACUUCCUCCUGGCACAGUUUACGCCUACUUCAGAAAGAAAAUCUCUAAGUCGUACAAUGUACUAGGCAUUCAAGACGUGUAUGGAAACUACCUUAUAAAUGUGCCUCAUACUUACUCUAAGACAAUAAAAUACGCUGGAGCUACAAUAACCUACAAACACGACGGAAUGCAAUACAGAGAUUCAUUGGAGAUUCGUGGACCUACCACAGAGACGCUGAAAGUUGUGUUGUUGAGAGUAAGGGAAGAGACCGCAGGAGUAGACUAUAUGUUAGAAAGGCCGCUUCUUCUCGGCGAAUCUGUGGAAAAUCUCUCAUACCAAUGGGUGCCUAUUUCACAUUGGUCAACAUGUUCUGUGACCUGCGGAGGAGGUACUCAAACUCGAGAUGUGUUCUGUUUCCUCGCUCAAAAUUCUUCUGUUGUCUCCGAUGAAGCUUGUGGCUCACUCACAAAACCAGCGAGCACCCAGAAAUGCAACACCCAAGCGUGUGAAGCUAAAUGGUACGUUGAGGAGUGGACGCCUUGUUCGAAAACGUGUGGGAGCGGUAUUCAAACACGAAAAGUGAUCUGUCAGCAGGAAGUGUCGUCAAAAACUGUUGUCGUAAAAAAUUCAAAAUGUCCGGCGAUAACUAAACCAGUUCUUUCUUCGAAAAAGAGAUCUUGUAAUGAGAUUGAUUGUCCCGCUGAGUGGGUUGUGGACUCCGCCUGGUCCAAGUGUUCCACUACAUGCAAGCCAGGCAAAAUGACCAGACAAGUAGUGUGUCAAAAAAUCGACCAAAGUGGGGCAACAUCAACGGUGUCGGAUCUUGAAUGUGCCUAUCGGCCCAAUAAGCCAGUCACUCAGUUAGCCUGUCAUGUUAACAUCCCUUGCCCUGCUGAGGGGAACUCAAACGGAAAAGGCAUUUGCGAUGAAGUGAACCCUUGUAAGAAUGGAGGAAUUUGUACUGGCAACUCUGUUAAUCACCCCUGUUUGUGUCAGGCUGGUUUUACCGGUUCAUAUUGCGAAGUUAAGAGGGACCCUUGUGAAAGCAAUCCGUGUGUAAAUCAAGAAAUCUGUUCUCCUGAUGUGAAUUCACCUCUUGGAUACACUUGUCAAGAGCCAAGUUAUCCAUGCGAUAGCAGCCCAUGUUACAAUGAUGGUGUUUGUGUAAACGACAAAGUAGACUCUUCAAAAUACCAUUGCCAAUGUCCUCCCUGGAUAACUGGAACUAACUGUGAAGUUUUGUCGAGUGCAUGUGAUUCCAGCCCGUGUGUCAACGAUGGUUACUGUAGCAGUGAUCCAGCCAAACCAUCUGAGUAUAAAUGUGCUUGCAGUGAAUGGUUCAAGGGAAAAAAUUGUGAAGUUCAAAUCUUCCCAUGUGAUAGCAAACCUUGCGUUAAUGGUGGAUCAUGCAGUAACGAUCCAAGUGACAUCUCAAAAUAUCACUGCAAGUGUCCCAAAUGGUUUGUUGGAGACAAAUGUCAAGACAAACAAACAAUAUGUGACGCAGCUAAUCCGUGCAGGAACGGAGGGACUUGUAAAAGCAGUUUAGAUAAUCCUGCAGAGUACAGUUGUGAAUGUGGAGACUGGUUCCUUGGAAAAGACUGUGAAGUCCAAAGGUAUCCGUGUGACAACAAACCCUGUGUGAAUGGAGCCACCUGUAGUAAUGACGAUCAAGAUGUUUCAUUGUAUCACUGUCACUGCACCGACGGCUACAGCGGGAAAAACUGUCAGGUUCCCAAGUUCAGAGAAAUCGCCUGUUUCAACACUGGUUCUAGCCUCCUCUCUGACAUACUUGGUGACUUUAAGUCCCAGGUUGCAGAUGAAAAGCAAGUAAUAGGUGCAUGCGCUGAGUUGGCGUUUGAUAAAGGCUACAAGUUCUUUGCACUGGGAUAUAAUGGCGUAUGUCGAUCAGGACCGAACGCCCGCGAUGAGUACCACAAAGAAGGUGCCACUAGUGAUAGCAAUUGUCCGAAUGGCAUCGGCAUUAAUAAACGUAUUGCUGUUUACACAUUUGAAUUAAUCCCAAAGCAAAUUAGUCUAGGAUGUUUUCAAGAGAAAAAGUCAGCUCGGCUUCUUAAUAUAAAGUUCGGAAGUUUCUCGAGCUCGUACGAUGCACAGGACCCUUACGCUAUGGUCAUCAGAUGCGCGCACCUCGCCAGAGACAUGGACUAUGAAUACUUUGCAGUACAGAACUCUGGGGACUGUCGCACCGAUGCAAAAAUAGUUGACAACUACAAAACCUAUGGAGAAGCCUUGCCGGAUAAGUGCCAGGGAGGGGUGGGUGCAUCAUUGACCAAUUUUGUAUAUCGUCUAAGACCAGCGUUUAGUGGUCCAAACGUGUGCGAUACCGUCCCGUGUAAGAACGAGCGUACGUGCGUGGUACAUUUCAGCGAUCCGAAUAGGUACCGCUGUGAAUGUGGCGAUUGGUUCACGGGAAAUAAUUGCGAAGUUCAAAUUUACCCGUGCGACAGCAAACCUUGCUUAAAUGGCGCCACUUGUAACAAUGAUCCCAAAGACAUCUCCAAAUACAAGUGCAAAUGCGCAGCCUGGUUUACUGGAACAAACUGUGAAGUUGCUCAAACAAUUUGUGAUACUGAUAAACCAUGUCUAAAUGGAGGGCAAUGUUCAAGUUCCUCAAGCAAGCCACACAAAUAUUCGUGUGACUGCGGAGACUGGUUCAAAGGAAUUAAUUGUCAAGUUCGACUGUUCCCGUGUGACAACAAACCCUGUGUGAACGGAGCCACCUGUAGUAAUGACGACCAAGAUGUUUCAUUGUAUCACUGCCACUGUACUGAUGGAUACAGCGGGAAAAACUGUCAAGUCCCUACAUUUAGCAAAAUCGCCUGCUUUAACACUGGUUCCAGUUUCCUCCCUGACAUACUCGGUGACUUUAAGUCUCAAGUCGAAAAUAACAAACAGCAAAAGGUUAUCAGUGCAUGCGCUGAGUUGGCGUUUGAUAAAGGCUACAGGUUCUUUGCACUGGGAUAUAAUAGCUUAUGUCGAUCAGGAACAAACGUAAGGGAUGAGUACCACAAAGAGGGCGCCACCAGUGAUAACAACUGUCCGAAUGGCAUCGGUGUUAAUAAACGUAUUGCUGUGUAUACAUUUGAGUUACUUCCAAAGCAAAUUAGUCUGGGAUGUUUUAAAGACAAAAAGUCAUCUCGACUACUUAAUAUAAAGUUUGGGAGUUUCUCGAGUUCAUAUGAUGCACAGAAUCCAUACGAGAUGGUCAUCAGAUGCGCGCACCUCGCCCGAGAUAUGGACUACGAGUAUUUUGCAGUGCAGGACUUUGGCGACUGUCGCACAGAUGUAAAAUUAGUCCAAAAUUAUAAAUCCUAUGGAGAAGCCUCCCCAGACAAGUGCCAGGGAGGGGUGGGUGCAUCACAAACCAACUAUGUAUACCGAUUGAGACCAGCGUUUACUGGCCCGAACGUGUGCGAUACUGUACCAUGCAAGAACGGGGGAACCUGCGUGGUGCACUUCAGUGAUUCCAGCAGGUACUAUUGUAAUUGCGGAGAAUGGUUUGUUGGUAAUAACUGCGGAGUGCAAAUUUAUCCGUGCGACAGCAAUCCUUGUCAAAAUGGCGCCACUUGUGGCAACGAUCCCCACAACAUUUCCAAAUACAAGUGUCAGUGCGCAGACUGGUUCACCGGGGCAAACUGUCAAGUUUCUCAAACCAUUUGUGACACCGGAAAGCCGUGUUUGAAUGGCAGAAAAUGUUUAAGUAGCACAAAAAGUCCGGAGCAAUACAAAUGCGACUGUGGAGAUUGGUUCAAGGGCAAGAAUUGCGAAGUUCGACUUUUCCCGUGUGAUAACAAACCCUGUGUGAACGGAGCCACCUGUGCUAAUGACGACCAAGAUGUGUCAUUGUAUCACUGUAACUGCACUGACGGCUACAGCGGGAAAAACUGUCAAGUUCCUGCUUUCAGCAAAAUCGCCUGUUUUAACACUGGUUCCAGUUAUCUCUCUGACGUUCUUGGUGACUUUAAGUCCCAAGUUGCAGAUAAAAAGUAUCAAGUGGUUAUCAGCACAUGCGCUGAGUUGGCGUUUGAUAAAGGCUACCAGUUCUUUGCACUGGGAUAUGAUGGCUUAUGUCGAUCAGGACCAAACGCCCGGGAUGAGUACCACAAAGAGGGCGCCACCAGUGAUAACAACUGUGUGAAUGGCAUUGGUAUCAAUAAACGUAUCGCUGUUUACACUUUUGAACUGCUCCCAAAACAGAUUCCUCUGGGAUGCUUUAAAGAGAAAAGAUCCUCCUCCUCCCGACUGCUCAGAGUAAAGUUUGGGAGUUUCUCGAGCUCAUACGAUGAAGAGGAUCCUUACGCAAUGGUCAUCAGAUGCACGCACCUCGCCCGAGACAUGGACUAUGAAUACUUUGCGGUUCAGAACUUUGGUGACUGUCGCACAGAUUCGAAAAUAGUCGACAACUAUAACACGUAUGGAGUUGCAACUCCAGACAAGUGCCUGGGAGGAGUUGGUGCAUUGCUGACCAAUUAUGUAUAUCGGCUAAGACCAGCGUUCAUAGGUUCAAAUGUGUGCGAUACUGUACCGUGCAAGAAUGGUGGGACAUGCGUUGUGCAUUUCAAUGAUCCGGAUAAAUAUCACUGUGAGUGCGGAAGUCUCUUUGCAGGGGACAAUUGUGAAAGUGCAUUAAUAAAGUAAACACAUGCCGCUGGUUUGGCGAAGACAGAUACCCCUAGCUAGUUUAAUUGGAUUGUAAAUUUACAUUCUUAGCCACAACAAAUUGAAUCGCCUUAUAUUAAUUUUUAUCAGAGUGAAUUUAAAGAAACCUUUACGUCAUUAAUCGUUGAUCGACCCGUAAAGAAACCCGCGAAGAACACUUGAGGACACUUGAAGAAAUAUGACCGCGGUUCGAGGGAAAUAUAGGAGUAAACGAAGAGAUGUAGUACAUCAAUCCGCAUAAUAUAAUUAUUAGUUUAAAUUGUAAUGAAAAAAAAUUAAACUUGACUCUUGUUAUAUCAUC
Pocillopora damicornis (cauliflower coral) is the source of this 6991-nucleotide messenger RNA. RefSeq lists its product as uncharacterized. The record is from RefSeq and is a predicted model, not a curated record. Gene Ontology annotation, cellular component: protein-containing complex; plasma membrane. Gene Ontology annotation, molecular function: metalloendopeptidase activity; calcium ion binding. Gene Ontology annotation, biological process: extracellular matrix organization; heterophilic cell-cell adhesion; establishment or maintenance of epithelial cell apical/basal polarity. Lineage: Eukaryota; Metazoa; Cnidaria; Anthozoa; Scleractinia; Pocilloporidae.